This is a messenger RNA of Vitrella brassicaformis, 1797 nucleotides long. The record is from the annotation of a GenBank genome assembly. NCBI's taxonomy places the organism in Eukaryota, Vitrellaceae.
GGGAAGCCAAAAGCGUGUGCGAGGGCAUUUAUGCGCCAGGAGGGCCUCGGCAACACCACAGAGGGUGAGAGAAACACGAAAAGGCAACAAACAGUGACAGAUCUCAUGGUCUGCUCUGUGUUGUGUGUGCAGCAUGUCUGCAGACCGGCGUGCUUCGUAUGACUUUCUGUACAAGGUGAUACUCACAGGCGACACGGGAGUUGGUAAGGCAAGCAGACAGACACCAAAAGAGGUGUUUCCACCCAAUCACCAGACAGCUGGCCGGGCUCUGUGGGUGUCUGGCUGGCUGCUGGACAGGCAAGACGAACCUGCUGUCACGGUAUUCGCGCGAUGAGUUCAAUCCCAACUCCAAGGCGACCAUCGGUGGCUACACACAAAGAUGCAUGGUGAAUGUAUGUCGUUUGUUGUCGAGUCGAUGGAUGUACUAUACACAGGUGCCGAGUUUUCGUCCCGCAUUUUGGUUGUCGACUCGCACCGAGUCAAGCUGCAGAUUUGGGACACAGCCGGGCACGGUGCGUACGAGGAUGUGGGAUGGGAUAAACAGGCAGACGCUUGGUCAUUGAUUGCCUGUGUCCAUCCUCUGUGUGUUGUGUGCGAACAGAGAAGUACCGGGCCAUCACGGCGGCCUUUUACAGGGGCGCCAAGGGCGCGCUGCUCUGCUUCGAUAUCACUAACUCGUGAGAGAGGGGGAGGAGGAAAGAGAGAGGCGGAUCUGUGUGUGGGUGUGGGUGUGGUUGUCUGCAGCACGUCCUUUUCGUCUCUGUCUGGGUGGCUGGCGAGUGUGCGCGACAACAGCGACGACAAGUGCUGCAUCAUCCUCGUGAGCAUGGGACGACAGACUUCCACACACGCAGAUGAUAUGCCAGGCAGGCUGUCUGUCUGUCUGUCUGUGUUGUGUGUGUGCAGGUUGGGUGCAAGAGCGACUUGAAGGAGCACAGGGAGGUGUCCCGGGAGAAGGCCGAGAGAUUCGUCAAGGUGUCAAGACACACAAACAUUGUAUACACAACAUUGGAUACACAAACAUGGUGUUGUGCAGGAGCAUCAGCUGUACGGCUACAUGGAGACCUCGGCAAAGGACUCCAGCAACGUAGAGGUAAGUAGGAGGCUAGGUGGCUGACGAAACCUCAUUUGCAGGAGUACUCUAUCUGUCUGUGUCUGUGUGUGGCUGUGUGUUUAGGAGACCUUCCAGCGUGUGUUGGAGCACAUCUACCGGAAAGAGCUGGAGGACUUGCAACACUUCACCAGCAGAGAAGACGAUGACGGUCGGUACACUCAACACACAUUCACUCUUCGUGUGCGCAUCCAUCCAUCAAUCCAUCCAUCCAUCCAGCAAUCGAUCCGUCUUGUCGUGUGCAGAGUCCCCUGCGCACGACGACGAGAGGUUUCGGCAAUCGGGUAGUGUGCAGCUGGACGGCGAGAGGAAUGACAGCCAAGCGAAGAAGUCCACCUGUUGGUGCUGACUGAGGUUGGGGGCUGACUAAUUCAUAACCACCAUGUGUAUGUCAAUUCAUAGGCAUGCCGUCGUGAUGCCGUGUGCGUGUGAAUGUGUAUGUGUGUGUGUGUACUGUACAUACCUUCCUGUGUGGGUGAGAAUGCCUUUUUCCUCUUUAUGUGUACUAUGUGCGGUUGUGUGCAUGCCCAUGUCGAUGCUCUCUCUCUCUCUCUCUCUCUGUGUGUGUGUGUGUGUGUGUGUGUUACCGACCAGCUGCCGGGAGCACAUGCUCACGUGGAUACGCGAAUGGCCGUGUACAGACAGAUACUGAGCGUACUUGUCAAUCAUCCAUUCACAAUGCUUCC